Messenger RNA from Mya arenaria, 3655 nucleotides. Its product is annotated as major facilitator superfamily domain-containing protein 4A-like. The coding region runs from base 445 to 2106 and encodes 553 amino acids. The transcript is spliced from 12 exons. The record is from RefSeq and is a predicted model, not a curated record. NCBI's taxonomy places the organism in Eukaryota, Metazoa, Mollusca, Bivalvia, Myida, Myidae.
CUUUCACAAUAGAGGCUACUCGGUUUUAUAGAGAUACAUAAAAGUAUACGGUGCAUGGCAUGGAUCUAAACUAGUUUAUUUACAUUUUUAACAUCGAUAUACGUUUUGGAACAUAAAUCAGAUAACAUUGGGUGCCUGUCGUAUUGUGCAGUCACAGCAGCAAAAUGCGAUGUGAGAGACUUUGUUUGAAAUCACAGCACAGGAAAAGGAUUACAUUCAAUGAAAUGGAAAUAUUGACAGUUUGCUAUUAAGUCUUUUUUAUAUCGCCAUGCAUUGAUUGAAACGUUUCCGCUGUUUAAAGGAACUUAUCAACAAUAAAGACAGUAAACACGUGGUGAGUUUCUCAAUACCUGAAGGAUUCUUGAAAUCACUUACACUGUAUGCAGACAGCUUCAAACGUCUAUAUAAACACAGGAGAAGAACCAAAAACGCCCCGGAAUCGCCAUGACUGAAAAUCAAUCCCCGCAAGCUUCUGACGGGGUCAUCCUGGGCUCGAGCCCAGAGACUGCCCCCCAAGAGGAGAAGAUAUCGUUCUGGAAACUUUUCAAGAAACAUAAACUCUCUGUUCUAGUUGAUUGUCUAGUAUUUGGCAUAUUUGGCAUGGGCGUGGCCUUCCUGGGUCCCACCCUCUUUGAUCUCGGAUGUCAAACGAAAGCAGACCUGAAGCAGAUGAACUGGGUGUUCUUUGUGCAACUCCUGAUGACAAUGAUUGGCUCCAUCUCAGCAGGAUACCUGACAGGAAGGGUUAUCCCAGCGCACAUCCUGCUGUGUAUCGGGAUGACGGGCCUCCCGAUCACAAUGUUUAUAAUCCCGGCGUGUCGGGUGCUGGCUGAACUUCUCAUCAACCUGAUGGUGAUGGGCUGGUUUAUGGGGUGUGUAGACUGUGUCGCCAACCUCCGCAUGAUCCUCAGAUUUGGGACGAAUGUAACUCCAUUCCUACAGGCCAUGCACUUCUUCUACGGCCUUGGUGCCUUUGUGAGUCCGAUGAUUGCCUCUCCCUUCCUUCUCAACAUAGACUGCAGCCCCUUUAUUGACGGCUACACCUUGACGCCAGACGACAACAAAACAGCCAAUCAAAGUGUCACCAUAGCUCCUCAGCCACAGAUCGUUGACAGAGCCAUGCAUUUAUCCCAUUCUAAAGAAGCAUUCUUUAUUCUUGGCAGUAUUCAGUUAGUGAUAACGCUUGUGGUGUACGUGGUGGUCUGGCUGGAGAAGAAGUGGGGUAUCAUGUACAGCCCUUCAGCGUCGCCAUCAACAUCACAUCACACCGGUCUCGCUACAGCAGCUGAUGCGAGCGAUUUUUCCGAGUAUUCUGGUUCCCGGUCGUUAACACGGUACCUACGUUGUGGUUCCCGGACCGUGGUUGUCAUCACUGCUCUCACAUCCGCCUCGCUAUUUAUAUCGGACGGCAUGCAGUCCUCGUAUGCAGACUACAUAUAUUCAUACGCCGAGAAAAACGUGGACAAUUUAAAACGAAGUGAAGGAGCCGUUCUAAACUCCGUGUUUUGGGGUCCGUUUGCUUUAGGACGACUGAUCGCUGUCUUUGCAUCCACUAGGUUUUGUGCUGGCUUCAUGAUUUCCUGUAAUUUAGUUGGUUGCACGAUAGCCUUGUUUAUUACCCUUAUCUGGAAGACAAGCCGGAUAGCAAUUUACCUUGGCACAUGCGCACUCGGUCUCUUUCUGUCAAGCAUGUCGCCGACAGCAAUGGCUCUCACAGAACAGUUCGUCAACAUAAACGCUCCCAUCACGUCGUGUCUGGUGGUGUUUGCAGCCCUAGGGGAGACCAUUUGCCCGGUUAUUGUUGGAAACCUAUUUGUUACAGCUGGUCCUGUUAGCUUCCUGGUGUUCUGCUUCACGAUAGUGCUUAUCGCUGUUUUAUUGUUCAUGGUGCUGUUCUUCUUCGGGAGGGACACGACAAAAUAUAGAGAAAAUAGGGGAUCGUCGUUUAUUUGGCUCCUUAAGCCAGCCCAGAAAUUCAGUGAGCAAAUGGAGAUAAACUCUACAUCAGUGAAGUAUUACUCCAACCAAGAGGAUGAACAACCUACCGACCAAUCACAAUUGCCUGGAAGUGACGUCACUCCUGUUGAAAAUGGAUACACUCGAUAAUAUGUAUGCUUAUUAGUCACGCGUAUUAAAUUAGGAUUAAAAGAAAGUGGACAUGUGUGAAUUGCUUUCAGACAGGUUUUAAAUGUGAACCAACUAUGUCAUCAUUUUUGUCAUCAUAACUGACUUAAAGACAAACGAACAGAUUACGAAAUGGAUGUUGGACUGAUUUCAUUUUUAUUUCUCCAGGAAAUAUCAAUUUAAUGCCAUUGACAAAAUGUAAUCAAUAAUGCGAUAUUUAUUGUUAUACCUUUGAUGAACACCGUUGAUGACGUGUUGUACCGUUUCAAGUCCCACUAUUACCAUGUAUAUCAAACAUUGGUAGCAUGUGCAUGAUCGUUUUUCAGAUAUAUAUAUUGUGAGAUUAUGGAUGUAUCAUAAGAUUUUUGUUUUGUUUUUGUAAGUAUAUUCAUUCAACUGAUGUCAUAGAUUGUAUCAUGCCAACAAUUUUAUGAAGUUAAAUAGUAGUUAACUAAAUUAUUUAAAAUUUGGCUAGGCGUUACACAUUUUAUUCAAUAUUAUAGAUCUAUAAUGGGUUUGAAAUAAAUUAAAUUAUUGACUGGAUAUUUUAUCGCAUUGAAUAAAUACUUUUUGUUUCGGCAUCGAAUAUAUAUAUAAAAUUAGACAAUAUCACCAACGAUAGAAUACUGCAACGUUUGUCGCGCAGUUAUUCAUUCUUUAUAUUUACAUUUCAAUAAUGAAAACGUAAUUAUUGAAUUUACUUAUUAAAAUGGAAAUAAAAAUCUCAAUGAAAAUGAAUGACUGGUGAAUGUUGAUCCUGGUCCUCUUGUUUAAAGAGCAUCUAGAUUUUUACUCCAUUUCACUAUAUGAAUUAUUUAAUAAGUGUUUGAUUUUUGAAAAAAGGCUGUAUUUAUGUGUUUGGAAGAUUUGUUGAUUAUUGUUUACGCCUGUGUCUUUCUAAACCAAUCAGUGUAUGCUUCUUACACUCACCUUUCACUGACGGAAUGCUGUCUGGUCUGUUCAUGUUAAGCAGUAAAUCAGGUUUAACUUCUGAACUGUCUGUAGAAAGGUGUAUUGUAAAUAGGCUACUAUUAGUAGGAAAGUAUAUCAGAUAUUAUAUGGUAUAUACAUGUAUAUCAUUGUGGAAUAAACAUACAUAUUAUUGUGGUAUAUAUACAUGUCUAUAACUGUGGUAUAUACAUGUCUAGUAUUGUGGUAUAUACAUGUCUAUUAUUGUGGUAUAUACAUGUUUAUUAUUGUGGUAUAUACAUGUCUAUUAUUGCGGAUGAAUAUUUAUUUUAUUUUGGUACAUACAUGUAUAGUAUUGUGGUGUUGUUUGUACAUUUAUAAGGCGAGGAAUAAACACAUCGCGUGUGCCUAAAAUUAUGAAACUAAAUUUGAUUCGGCAUGUGCAUGAGCACCUAAUUAUUAAAGUCUAUCAUAUCGGUUUACUGAUUGAUUUUCCAUUUAACAUGUGUCAUGUACAUAUACAUAUUGUUCGUAAAGCUGUCUGAGAUGGCUUAAAAACUAGUAAAAUUGUUUUAUCAUUAAAAUGAUUCAAGGAAAUGAUUAAUUGUAUUCAUAUUGUGGC